Molecule: messenger RNA, 1546 nt
Organism: Heteronotia binoei (common prickly gecko)
Lineage: Eukaryota; Metazoa; Chordata; Lepidosauria; Squamata; Gekkonidae
Product: ankyrin repeat domain-containing protein 9-like
Exons: 2
Coding region: 445-1365 (306 amino acids)
Molecular function (GO): protein binding
Source: RefSeq, a predicted model, not a curated record
CACAAUAUUUACUGCAGCAACUGUCUGCUCUGAUUGGCCACUGUGUGCAGGCAGAAAAUUGCUUCACUUGCAAAGCUAAUUUUAGCCUCCUCUAAAGAGCUCUCUCUUUAUCUAUAAAAUCACAGCUAUCGGUAUUUUGCUAGCCUGUGCCGGAUGAGGAGCCGAUUGCAUUGACUGCCUGCUUGCAUGGCAAUGGUUAACUGAGCGUGUGAAAUUGUGCUUACUUCGACAAAACCACUGCAGUGAGAAGGAGAAAACAAUGAAUGGGUGGAGAUGAACAGCCUGUGAGAGAAGCGCUGUGCAUUCUGGCUAGUGCAGUCCAGGCUGCAAGGAGAAUCUGAGGACUGCAACAGCCUCUGGGAUCUGCAUUCAAACUGAGCAUCAACCUUCCAUUGAAAGGAGAAUCUCUUCCACACGAAAGGUCUGCUUUUCAGUACCUGAGACAUGACCAGUAACCAGGCUAGCUUACAGGACGAUCAGAGCAGGCACUGCAAGUUCCUAUCCUAUAUGUUCUACCAGGCUGUCAGAGAUCACAAGCCUGUGUGGAUGCUUGAAGAUAUGAGGACUAUGGAGUAUUUUUACUGGGAGGAAAAUGCCAGCUUGAGGACUUAUUCUCCUUCGGAAGCCCUGCUAUAUGCAGUGGUGCACAAUCAUCUGCCUUAUGCCCAGUAUCUACUGUCUCAUUUUCCAGAGGAGGCUCUCAAAGUCCCUGGAGAACAUUUCUGCUGUUGCCCAUCCUCUGCCCCUCAUCUGGCCAUGGCUGUAACAUAUGACAGGAGAGACAUUUUGGGGCUGAUCAUCAGCAUUGCACACAAACUGCCUAAUUUGAACUCCUACAUCAACAGAACCGGCUGCUUUCAUCUGGAAGAUGGUAAGACCCCUCUGCAUCUUGCCUGUGAGCUUCUGAGGUCUGAGACAGUCCUCAUCCUCCUAGGAAAUGGGGCCUCUCCCAGGAUAGAGGACAGUAAAGGGCUCACCCCACUGGAUGUCAUCCUGGAGCAGAUGUGGGAGUCCAGAGUCAACGCAGCAUCCAAAAAGCUCUGCCUUGAUUACCUCUUGUUAUUUAUGCCGAAUCCCCGGUUCAAGAUGCGUGGAUUCCUACGAGAACACCCAGAGCACUGGGCACUUCUGCUAGGGGAGGACAAGUUCAACAGCCUGGUGGGGAACAUACCUGCAUCCUUAUACCUGCAAGCUAUGCAAACUAUUCUCCAGACUCUCCCACCUUCCCAUUUUCCUAAAAGCAUCCAGGAACUCCCUAUACCUCAGGCACUGAAGCCCUUGCCCUGUAUGGGCAAACAACAUCCAACAAAAGAUGUGAUUAGGUGCAGUUUGUCAUACAAGGAUGAGUCAACUUGUACCUUCUAAAAAGAUCUUCUACCAUAAAACUAAUGAAGGCAGCAUUUGUGAUUAAAGGACCUCAGGUAGUGAGUACUGGGAAAGACUGUUGUGUGUGUAAGACCCUGGAGAUCUGCAGUCUGGUAGAGUAAGGGAGACAAUACUGAGCUAGAUGGACCAACAGUCUGGUUCUGUUUGAGGAAGCUGCAUG